Exserohilum turcica Et28A is the source of this 1062-nucleotide messenger RNA. RefSeq lists its product as uncharacterized. The record is from RefSeq and is a predicted model, not a curated record. Gene Ontology annotation, biological process: transmembrane transport. Gene Ontology annotation, molecular function: water channel activity. Lineage: Eukaryota; Fungi; Ascomycota; Dothideomycetes; Pleosporales; Pleosporaceae. The coding region runs from base 1 to 1062 and encodes 353 amino acids. Gene Ontology annotation, cellular component: plasma membrane. The transcript is spliced from 3 exons.
AUGAAAAUCCGGAAUAUCCUCCCUUUCCACAAACAGGACACCCACCCAGACAGCGACACUUCCAGGCCGCAAACCGGGGACACAAAGACCCCCGUCACCCGCGACGGCAGCAAGCCAAAAAAGACCAAAUCACCACGGAUACCGCCCCAAUGGCGCAACACAAUCAUAGCUGCACUCGCUGAAUUCGCCGGCACAUUCAUGUUUCUGUUCUUCGCGUUUGGCGGCACGAGCAUCGCGAACAAUAGCGCAGAGGCCACCAGAGCAGGAAAGACGGACACGUUUGGCAGAACGACAGAAGAAGCCGCCAACACGGCUGUACUGCUCUACAUAAGUCUGGCAUUUGGAUUCAGUCUGAUGGUGAAUGUGUGGAUAUUUUUCAGGGUGACUGGAGGGUUAUUCAAUCCCGCCGUGACGCUAGGCCUCUACCUCAUCAAUGCCCUCACAGCCUCUCGAGCCAUCCUGUGCUUUAUAGCGCAGAUGCUCGCAGGCAUGGCCGCCGCCGCCGUAAUCCAAGCUAUUCUUCCCGGCCCGCUCAAAGUCAGCACGACACUAGGGCCCGGCAUGACGCCUGCACGGGGAGUCUUCCUAGAAAUGUUCUUGACGUCUCUGCUCGUCUUCACCAUCUUCAUGCUCGCCGCCGAGAAGCACAAGGCGACGUUCCUGGCGCCCAUUGGCAUUGGCCUGUCGCUGUUCGUCAUAGAGCUGAUGGGCGUCUUCUUCACGGGCGGCAGUGUGAAUCCCGCGCGCACAUUCGGACCCUGUGUUGUUACGCACGAUUUCCAAGAGUACCAUUACAUAUACUGGUUUGGGCCUGUCAUGGGCACGCUGUUGGCGUUUGUGGUGUACAAAAUAGUCAAGUGGGCGGAUUACGAGACGCUGAAUCCGGGCCAGGACUUUGAUGAUCAAGAGGCGGCAAUUUUUCCUUGGCCCGAAGACCUGGAUAAUCCGGAAGAGGUGCAGAGACCAGUAGUAUUGCCUCAUCAGGACUCGGAUGUGGAGAAGGUGAAUAGGGAGCAGGAUGGGACAGAUGCAGAACCUGGGUCUUCGGCGCUGACGAGGUGA